UCGGCAUUCAGCCCCACCAGCAAAUAGAAACACGACAGGUGAUGCGUACAAACGGAAGUAUCCGUUAAAAUCGCAGGUAACGGCGGGGACGCGUUUGUAUUGUGAGCGAUAUUUACGUGAGGGAGUGAGUUCGUGUCUGAGGUCUGAUGGAUGGAGGAGGCUGUUCAUAUCCGAGUCAUGCUGUUACUGUCCUGAUAAACUGCACGCUGUGAGUGUAAAUCAACACCAUGGAGCUGGUCGUAGGUAAAAUCCUGUGCCUUCUGGCCAUGUUCGGCUUGAUGCUGGCCGCUAUUCUCACCCCUGUGCGGGUGAUGCAGUCGGACCUGGACAAGGCUGUGAGGUACAGGAGGGCAGUGGCGUUCAGUAACUCUUUUGGGGGCGGCGUGUUUCUGGCCACCUGCUUCAAUGCCCUUCUGCCUGCUGUUAGAGACAAGGUGGAUCAGAUCUUAACACUGCUGAAGAUCACCACUGACUACCCACUGGCCGAGACCAUGAUGAUGCUUGGUUUUUUCCUUACUGUGUUUGUUGAGCAGACUGUGCUGACCUUCAGGAAGGAGAAACCACCCUUCAUUGACCUUGAGACAUUUAAUGCUGGUGGCUCGGAGGCAGGCAGUGACUCUGAGUAUGACACACCGUUCAUCGCUCCAGCACGGAGCUCACAUCAUCGCUCACAUCACCACUCUCAUCACCACAGUCAUUUCAACCCAGCAGAACUAACACGUGCAGGACCUCUGCGGCUUGCGAGCCUCGUCCUGGCGCUCUCCGCUCACUCUGUCUUUGAAGGCCUUGCCCUCGGGCUUCAGGAAGAUGGUGCUAAACUGGGAAGCCUUUUUCUUGGAGUGGCGAUCCAUGAGACGCUUGCAGCCAUGGCUUUAGGAGUGAGUGUGGCUAAAGCAGGACUGCAGCUCUGGGAUGCCAGCAAACUGGGCAUCACAGUCAGCCUCAUGAUCCCCAUCGGCAUUGGCCUGGGAAUGGGUAUUGAGAGCGCCCAGAACCUGGCAGGAAGUAUUAUUUCUGUGGUCCUCCAAGGUCUGGCAGCAGGCACAUUUCUUUUUAUUACUUUCUUUGAAAUCCUCUCCCGAGAGUUGGAGGACAAACAUGAUCGGCUACUGAAGGUGCUUUUCCUUGUCUUAGGGUAUGGUGUGCUGGCAGGUCUAGUCUUUAUCAAGUGGUGAUUAAUCUCAGUGGUCCCCAGAAAAAAUGAUCUUUUAGGGUUUUCCUUUGUGGAGUUGUUAACCCUCUUCACUACCAUAACCAAAGGGGAAGAGUUCCUUGAAUAUAUGAUACUUUAAAUAGUUGUUUCCUAACUUGUUACAACCUAAAUUUCAAUUUCUAUGAAGUACACUGGUUAUACAGAAAUCUAAAAGAAUAUUAAGUGCAUUUUAAUUAUAGCUAACUGAUUUUAUUACUGUAAAUGUUGAUUAGAAAUGUUAUAUGUUACUGAUUCAUGUGAUGCUGGAGGACUUGGUGAUUAAUAUUGGAGAUGCAGCCCCCAUUUUAUCUGUUAUCGAGACAAAAAUUUUGUUUUGAGCACAAAAAUUUUACACGCUACAGCGGGGGUUCUUAAAAGAUUUAAACCUGUUUAAAUGUUUAACUCAACAUGGAUUUCUGCAUAUUCAACUAUUUAAUAGUAUAAUUAAUUGUUUAAAUAUUAAAUAUUAGACUUAAAUUUAAUCCCAGAUGUUUAAAAAUGGUGUUAUUUAUUGACACCUGGGGCAGUGGUGGGGGUAGUUUGUUGAGGCUCUUUGGUGCUCUUCAGAGCAUCACUGUUGCUAUAAAAGAAAUUGAAUCUGUCACCCGAUGUGCUCAACAGCACACGAGGGAGAUAAAAAUAAAUUGAUCUUUUGCAUAAGCCUGCUUAUUUUCAAGUUACCCACUCACUCCAAGUCGAACAGGAUAAUAUGCUGUAUACACUGCCUGACCAAAAUAAAAAAUCUGGCUCAAAUACGCCUUACUUUAAUUCAAGUCCACUUACCACUUAAUUUAAGACCACUUAAUGUGUUCAAUUACAGCAAGCAAUUUGAUGACCACUUAAUGUGUGAAAAGUGUUGCUCAUUCUCCCAAAACCACCCUCUCUUGGUUUGAGUCCGAUUCUGGUCAGUUCUGCUGACAUCAGCUGAUUUCAUUUUAUUGCCUGAGCAAAUGAAGCAAUCCUUGAUCAUACUGCCUCCAGAGGCUUGUUUUAAUAAUGUAUUGAAGGAUUCUUUUUUUUUUUUUUUAUAUAUAUAUAAUUUUAAUGUUUUCAUUGAUUGAUGCAGGCCAUUAAUUUGACCCUUCUGAAAUUUUGGGCAGGUAGUGUAUCUACAGUAUAAUAUUGGAAUAUACUAUAUGGACCCCAUAAUACAUUCACCAACGUUGGUAAUAUAGGUUGGGAUAUCUACCACUUUUACAUUUUUUAUUUUUUUAAAUUGUAGUAACCCUAACUGUGCUUCACAGACCCCACUUUGAGACUCACUCUACCGGCAUAUAAGGUCAUGGCGCUACAGAGGUUACCCGGAAAUUUAAAUGAAGUAGGUGCUUAGAUGCAGUUUUACAUUAUUUUAUAUUUUUGUACAUUUACAUGGUUGUGGUCUUUUGUUUAUAAACAAAUCUGUUUUGGUUUGAGAUUAUUUCUUUUACGAAUUUGGUGUGGAUUUUAGAGGUUAUUUCAUUUCUACUGCCAUUUUAUUUUAGUAUAAAAAUGGUUUCUAUGGGGUAGUUUGGGCUAUAAGUUUCCGUAAGGGAAAUAUUCUGUUGUAGAGGUUUAUAUAGAACUCUUUAAGGGUUCUUGUAGCACGUUAGACUGAAGAACUGUCUGCAAAAAUAUCAAUGUACAUAUGGCUUAUAUUGUAUUACAUUCUACCAACAAAGGGCUGUCUGCAUUUCUGUUGUUAGUUAAGUAAACAUAAAAAUUCAUAACCCUCAUUUUGAAUCGUGAAUGAAGUCUGUUUUUAUUGUACAUGCAUCAAUACUUUUUACUGGUUCACAUGUUUUCCCAGAGAUACAUUAAAAUACAUGUCUAAUUCGUUUUAGCAGCAUAUUAACUUAAUGCAAUGUGCAGUGUUAUUGACAGUAUGAUUUGCACGUCACAGCAGGGAUAUAGUCAUGCUAACAGUGUAAAAAAAAAAAAAAAACUUAAACAUGAAACAGUUGUAGGUAGGAGUCGAAAAAAAAGCUGAGAAUUGGAUGAAACGUUUGCCUCAGCUACUUGAAGCAGAUGACUGUGCUGGUGGUCGGUGUGUCACUGUAAAUUAAUGUAAAUGUAUUUAUGGGAGUAGAAUCAGUAUAAAUUAUCUUGCUAAGAUGUCUGCCUUUAGACACUUAGUAAUUUUAAUAGAUUUUCUACACUUCAUCUAAUCAGUUUACUGUUUAAAUUACAGUAUUUUUUUUGUCAUAACACAUCAAAUUGCUGGACUGUAUCUCUUAAUAAAUCAUGUUUGAUAAUGA
Molecule: messenger RNA, 3426 nt
Organism: Clarias gariepinus (North African catfish)
Lineage: Eukaryota; Metazoa; Chordata; Actinopteri; Siluriformes; Clariidae
Product: zinc transporter ZIP3-like
Exons: 3
Coding region: 228-1175 (315 amino acids)
Biological process (GO): zinc ion transmembrane transport
Cellular component (GO): plasma membrane
Molecular function (GO): zinc ion transmembrane transporter activity
Source: RefSeq, a predicted model, not a curated record